Molecule: messenger RNA, 2275 nt
Organism: Mesocricetus auratus (golden hamster)
Lineage: Eukaryota; Metazoa; Chordata; Mammalia; Rodentia; Cricetidae
Gene: Hbegf
Product: heparin binding EGF like growth factor
Exons: 6
Coding region: 280-888 (202 amino acids)
Biological process (GO): positive regulation of mitotic nuclear division; positive regulation of cell population proliferation; epidermal growth factor receptor signaling pathway
Molecular function (GO): heparin binding
Source: RefSeq, a predicted model, not a curated record
CGCUGCGAGCGAGCGCUCAGUCGGCCCUGGGAGCUGCACAGCACGCGGCUCGUCGACCUGAAGGACGUGCAGGGGCUGGGCGGACGCGCGGACGGACUCUGAAUAGACAGACGUUUCGCGGCCGUAGGGCUCCUCGGCAGGAUCGCACCCAGAAGCGGGCAGCAGACCGUGCCUGGUGGAAUCUCGCUGCCCUCCGCCGCCUGGGCUCCUGUGCAGGCGUCUACCGGCCGCCGCAUCCAAAGUGAUCGCUGCCUCGCCGUCUUCACCAGGUUCGGGACCAUGAAGCUGCUGCCGUCGGUGAUGCUAAAGCUCUUUCUGGCCGCAGUGUUGUCCGCUUUGGUGACCGGUGAGAGUCUGGAGCGGCUUCGCAGAGGUCUGGAGGCAGCAACCAGCAACCCUGACUCUCCCACUGGAUCCACAAACCAGUUGCUACCCACCGGAGACGGUCGUGCUCAGGAAGUCGAGGCAGACCUUUUCAGAGUUGCUUUCUCUUCCAAGCCACAAGCCCUAGCCACGCCAAGCAAAGAAAAGAAUGGGAAAAAAAAGAAGAAAGGCAAGGGAUUGGGAAAGAAGAGAGACCCAUGUCUUAGAAAAUAUAAGGACUUCUGCAUCCACGGGGAAUGUAAAUACCUGAAGGAUCUCCGGGCUCCAUCAUGCAACUGCCACCCAGGUUACCAUGGAGAGAGGUGUCAUGGGCUGACCCUACCGGUGGAGAAUCGCUUAUAUACAUAUGACCACACUACAAUCUUGGCUGUGGUGGCUGUGGUGUUGUCAUCUGUCUGUCUGCUUGUCAUAGUGGGACUUCUCAUGUUUAGGUACCACAGGCGAGGAGGUUAUGAUGUGGAAAAUGAAGAGAAAGUAAAGUUGGGCAUGACUAACUCUCACUGAGAAGGACCUGUGCUCCAGGAGCCUUCAGGGGAUGGCUAUCUCUGAGACACUGGUUCAUACAAGUUCUACAGAGGGGAAAGAGUUCACAAGCAGCCACGAAGACUUCUUCAUUUCCAGUUGCUACCCUGACUGGGCCUCCUGUAAUUACUCUGCAAAAGUAUCAGAGCCUCUAAGUGCCAAACAGACUGUGCCCACUGGGACCCAAAUCAGAACACAGUGGAAGCAGGAGAGCCCUCCAGGCCUUUCUGAUUCACCUCCACCAAACCCACUGGUUUGUUUAAACACUUAGCUUCUGGAUUAAAGUGUCAGCUAGAUUCCAAAUGCACCAGGAUUGACUGAAAAAAAGGAGAGGAAGGAGGAAUGAUUUAUGGACUGGAAGAAAGCAACAGAGUUGAGAAGCCAUGUGUUCAAGUAGCUACAAGGGGUCUGCCGUUUGGACCCUCCAGCACGAUGGAUGUGAUGAGCUAACUGUGAAAUACCACAAGCCCAAGAACUCUGAAUUUUGGGACUUCUACCCAGACGGGAAAAAUAACAACUAUUUUUUGUUGUUGUUGUUGUUGUUAUUUGUUUGUAAAAUGCCUCUUAAAUUAUAUAUUUAUUUUAUUCUAUGUAUGUUAAUUUAUUUAGUUUUUAACAAUCUAACAAUAAUAUUUCAAGUGCCUAGACUGUUACUUUGGCAAUGUCCUGGCCCACCUCUUUGCAGCUCUACCAUCUAGCUCAUUGCCACACUCCCAUGUGCUCUGUAACCCAUCUGUAGUAAUUUAUUGUCUGUCUACAUUUCAGAAGAUAUCCCAGGAGCAGAGUAUCCAGGGGGAGUUGUGUAUGGCCAGAGUGCAGGGAAUGAUUUGGGCAGAGCCACUCUGUGAGUUGGACUGCAAUCUUGCCUAGGUGAUUUUUGUCUACUGUUUGUGUUUUGAAAGCCCAAGGUGCUGAUGUCAAUGUGUAGUAGAUAUUGGUGUUUAUCUGUGUCCUCUCCCUGCCAAAUCUCAGAUGUUGGGCAUCCAUGCCUGCAGUUUCCUGGCCCCUUUUCCUCCAUCACCCUUUCCCACUCUCCCUUGUGUCAAGACAUUUCCCUUACUCCUGCCAUUUUUCUGGUGCUACUCCAUGCAGAGGUUGGUAGAGCCGAGGACAGUUUGGAGAAGGACUUAGUAAAGGAAAAGACUGAGGAGGAGCAGGGAAUGUUGGAGUUGACUACUCUCAGUAAUUGAGAGUAGUCCUGUUAGGGAAGGUUUUGGGUAGGAAAACUAUACAGUAUCACCAAAACUGUAAUGCUAUUAUGGUCCCCAUGGAAGUUUCUGGUGCCAUUUAUGAACUGUUACAACCUAUAUUUCCAAAACCUGGUUCAUAUUUAUACUUUGUGAUCCAAAUAAAGAUAACCCUUACUCCA